Messenger RNA from Rosa rugosa (rugosa rose), 2244 nucleotides. RefSeq names its product probable serine/threonine-protein kinase At1g54610. Gene Ontology annotation, molecular function: ATP binding; RNA polymerase II CTD heptapeptide repeat kinase activity; cyclin-dependent protein serine/threonine kinase activity. NCBI's taxonomy places the organism in Eukaryota, Viridiplantae, Streptophyta, Magnoliopsida, Rosales, Rosaceae. The record is from RefSeq and is a predicted model, not a curated record. The transcript has 7 exons. Gene Ontology annotation, biological process: protein phosphorylation; positive regulation of transcription elongation by RNA polymerase II. Bases 199 to 1887 code for a protein of 562 amino acids. Gene Ontology annotation, cellular component: nucleus; cyclin-dependent protein kinase holoenzyme complex.
CCCCCCCCCCCCCCCCCCCACAAGUACAACUGAAGAAAAAACCAAACAACCCAUCUUUUGCUCCUCUCUUCUCUCUCUUUCUCACGAUACGGCGUCGUUUUUAUCCAUGCCGGCAGGUCCAAGAUUCGAGCUUGAGCAGUUAAGCGACGCCGGAUUGUCUCGAAUGCGUCAUCGCCGGAGCUCCGGUCGGUGAGAGCGAUGGGGUGCGUUUUCGGCAAGAGUUCCGGCGGAGGAGGUCGUAGUCGGCGGCAUCGCAGCCGGAGUGUCGAGGAGCCGUCCGCCGCCGUCGCCGUCGUCACCGGCGGAGGGGUCGUUAGGGAUAGGAAGGAAGCGGUGGAGAGGCAGAGAGUGAAUCAUCACACCGGCGACUUUCCGGUGGUUGAGCGGCGGAAGCCGUUUCAGGUGAACCAGCAAGGCUGGCCGUCGUGGCUAUUGGCGGUCGCCGGCGACGCGAUCCAGGGAUGGACGCCGCGGCGGGCCAACACUUUCGAGAAGCUUUCAAAGAUUGGGCAAGGGACUUAUAGCAAUGUAUAUAAAGCUAGAGACUUAAUUUCUGGGAAAAUUGUGGCGUUAAAGAAGGUUAGAUUUGAUAACUUGGAGCCGGAGAGUGUGAAAUUCAUGGCCAGAGAGAUUAACGUGCUGCGGAAACUUGACCAUCCCAAUGUGGUUAAGCUUGAAGGUCUAGUCACUUCAAGAAUGUCAUGUAGUCUCUACUUGGUUUUCGAGUACAUGGAGCAUGAUCUCUCCGGCCUAGCCGCCUCCACGGGGAUCAAGUUCACCGAGUCUCAGGUCAAGUGCUAUAUGAAACAGUUGCUGUCUGGCCUUGAACAUUGCCAUAACCACGGAGUCUUGCACCGUGAUAUCAAGGGGUCUAAUCUACUAAUUGACAAUGAAGGAGUUCUGAAAAUAGCUGAUUUUGGAUUGGCUACAUUUUUUGAUCCUCAACAGAAGCAACCCUUGACUAGUCGGGUUGUUACUCUCUGGUACCGCCCCCCUGAGCUUCUUCUUGGGGCCACUUUUUACGGAGUUGGUGUUGACCUUUGGAGUGCUGGCUGCAUUUUGGCAGAGUUGCUUUCCGGGAAGCCUAUUAUGCCAGGACGGACAGAGGUUGAACAACUGCAUAAGAUAUUCAAGUUAUGUGGGUCCCCAUCUGAGGAUUACUGGAAAAAAUACAAAUUGCCAAAUGCAACACUUUUUAAACCACAGCAGCCAUACAAACGCUGCUUGGCAGAAACGUUCAAGGACUUCCCACCUUCUUCCCUACCUUUAAUUGAGUCUCUUCUCUCAAUAGACUCUGAAGGACGAGGCACUGCCACUGCUGCUUUAAAUAGUGAAUUCUUUACUACUGAGCCUUUUGCUUGUGAGCCAUCAAGUUUACCAAAAUAUCCUCCCAGCAAGGAAAUGGAUGUAAAGUUACGAGAUGCAGAAUCUAGAAGGCAAAGAGGUCUAAGUGGGAAGACCAAUGCUGAUGGUCCAAAAAAAGUCAAAGCUCGUGACCGAGCUGGUCGAGCAAUUCCAGUUCCAGAAGCUAAUGCAGAGAAUCAAGGAAACUUAGACAGGUGGAGAGCUAUGACACAAACAAACACCAAGAGCAAGAGUGAGAAAUUCCCACCCCCACAUCAAGAUGGAGCUGUUGGAUACCCCCAAGAAGCAUCACAUAAAGGCCCUCUAUCAUUUGUCACAAGCGAUGCUUCAUUCGGAUCAGUGGUUUUCAACACAAAGUCUUCAGGAUCUGUUAAAAGCAUGGGAGCGGCUGGGGGGUCUUCAAGGCGGAGGAAAAACAACAGAGAAAACCCUACGAGGGCUCCUUCCCGGAAAUUCAUCCAGGCGUUCAAGCCCUCCUCGAUAGGGCUAUCAAUGAAUCUAUUAUUUAGCCGUAGUAAAUAAUCAAUUCCUGAGGGUUUUUGAAAGCUGAAAGUAGAGAAUGCAUAAUUUAUGUCAUUUUUUCCCCUCGAAUUAGGGUUUUUUCUCUGUCAAGCUCAGCUUGGUUUUUGAAUACAUUUUUUUUUCCCUUAGUUGUUCCAUUGGUUGUAAUAUAACACUUUGUAUAACUGUUCUGUUGUAAAAUCCACAGUACAAUAGAACCUCCCAGGACGCUUGGUGAAGUGGAGUUCCACUUAUCUUGUACAGUAAUUUGAAGAAAAAGCGUCCUUAUGACACUGCCCCAUUCAAAUGGGUGUUCCUCAAGCAAAUAUUUAUACUUUUUCUUCGAGUAAAUAUUAGGAUUGAGAUAUUUGAACGAUA